AGAGCAGACAGAGAGAAAGAGAAACCGGUCUCUGUCUGGCUGAUUGAGACUGCAAUUCACAGACCGUCUAUCAACACACGCUGGUUCGUUUUACAUCCCCCGUGCAUCCCCAGUAUCCUGUUUAUCCACAAACAACCCAUCCCCGAAAAUGCCGCUGGAUUUUCUGAAUAAACUGGGCAUCAGGCCGCCGCCGUUGAACGUGCGGACACUGCAGGGGAUGGGCCGCGAUCUGGGCUUGUUCAACCAGUCAUCGCUGCAUAAAAAGCAGACGUACGUUGCGUUGAAGCAGCAGUGUCUGCAGUCGGGAACGCUUUUUGAAGAUCAGGAGUUCCGUUGCGAGGCGGCGUCGUUGUUCUAUACCAAUAAUCACAAAAUCCCGGUUAAUGCUGUCCAGUGGCUGCGGCCUAAGGAAAUCAAUCCCAACGCCAAGCUGGUUCGCAGCAGCGGCCAAUCGCCGGACGGGACCGGCCGCACUGACCAGUUAGGCCGCGACGUUAGCCAAGGACAGAUAGGCAACUGCUGGUUCGUGGCGGCCUGCUCCGUUCUGGCUGAAUUCCCCAAACUGUGGCGUGCCGUGAUUCCCGAUCAUCCGGAGCAGGAAAUCCAAGGCGGUACUAGCGCUGGCUACGCAGGCAUCUUCCACUUCCGCUUCUGGCGGUUUGGCGAGUGGACGGAUGUCGUGGUGGACGACCGGCUGCCGUGUCUCAACGGGCAGCUCAUCUUCUGCAAGAGCAAACAAGGGGAUGAGUUCUGGGGAUCGCUGCUGGAGAAGGCUUAUGCGAAGUUAAAUGGCUGCUACGAAGCACUGGACGGAGGAAACCUAACGGAUGCCUUGGUGGACUUUACGGGUGGAAUGGCGGAGAGUGCCGACUUGAAGACGGAAUACCAGGGCCCAGACCAGCAGGCGGCGCUGUACAGUCUCAUGGAGAAGGAGCUGCAGUUUAACGGGCUCAUGUGUGCCGCCGUCGCCAUUUAUUCGCGGGAUGAGAUGGAAGCGGUACUGCAGAACGGACUGGUCAAAGGUCACGCGUACGGCAUAACCAAUCUGAAGACGGUGAAGAACAGCGAAGUCCCGGGGUUGUUGUCGUUUCUGGGGAUGGGCGGGGGGACGGCGGUGCGGUUGGUACGGCUGCGGAAUCCCUGGGGACGGAAAGAGUGGAAUGGACGGUUCAGUGACGGAUCGGCCGAGUGGAACAACAUCAGCCAGCAGAAACGGCAGGAGCUGGGGCUGGUGUUCGAGGAUGACGGGGAGUUCUGGAUGGCGUUCGAUGAUUUCUGCGAGCACUUCUCCAGCGUGUCCAUCUGCCGCAUCAUCCACACCAGCAUCAUCGGGACGAUUAUGAGCGGCGGCGCCAAGAACUGGAGUGAGGGCGUGUUUAAGGGGGCCUGGAAGCAGCCCGACAAGGCCGGCGGCUGCGUCAACAACCGCGAGAGCUUCUUCAACAAUCCCCAGUACCGGUUCGACGUGGCCACGGCGGACGAGCAGGUGCUGAUCGGGCUGUCGCAGCCGGACAACCGGUACCUGCGCUCGGCGGGGCAGGGCAACUACCUGGCCAUCGGGUUCUACGUGAUGCGCAUCGAGUGCAACCGCAAGACGCGGGUGCGGCUCUUCAAGGACAAGGCCGGCAUGUCGCAGUACACGCCCGCCCGCACCGUCACGCUGCGGCUGAACCUCCGGCCGGGCCGCUACUGCAUCAUUCCCACCAGCUUCGAACCCGGCCAGGAGGGCAGCUUCCUCCUGCGCAUCUACACCAGCUACGACUGCAAUGCCGGGUGUCUGGACACCGAUUUACCGAAACAGAAGGUGCUGGGCGGACUGAUUUCGGCCGGCAGCAUCGAGGCGCAGUACCUGACGACGGUCAACAUUCGGCAGGUGAACGGAUUGGCGCCGGGCAAGAACAACUCCCUGCCCGAUCCCUACGUGACGUUGGAAUGCGAAGGACGCAACGCCAAGACGCCGGUCAUCCGCAACAGCACCGACCCGGUGUUCGACGAAAUGGCCCUCUUCUACCGCAAGUCCCUCAACACCCACAUCAAACUGCAGGUAAUCAAUAGCAAUCUGGUGAAGGACGUGGUGCUGGGCGAGUGCCUGCUGCCGGCCGACCAGCUGACCAACGGACAGCAGCUGCAGUUCCAGGUGCCGCUGCACGCCAAGGACAAUCCCGGCGCCGCCGUGUCCGGCGUCGUCGUCGUCGAGAUCGCCACGUAUGACGACUUGUCGGCGGUGUAAACACCCGCUUGGAAGUUUUUCACGAACGCUUUUCACGUAGCUUGGCUUGCCGUUAUUCUCUGGCUGUCGGUGUCAUGGAAAAAAUAAUGUGAUUAUCAAAUAGAGUUUUGCAUUCACAUGGUGACAUGUUAUUUUUUAUUUACUUUAUUUAAUCUUGUGUACGACGUGGACAUGACGGAAUUUCUGAAUUGCCAUACUUUCUCAUGUGUUGUUAAAGUGUUGUUAUAUUUUUGAGAUAAAGUACUCGUAUAAAAUAUCAGUUGUACU
This is a messenger RNA of Paramacrobiotus metropolitanus, 2497 nucleotides long. RefSeq names its product calpain-5-like. Lineage: Eukaryota; Metazoa; Tardigrada; Eutardigrada; Parachela; Macrobiotidae. The transcript has 10 exons. The record is from RefSeq and is a predicted model, not a curated record. Gene Ontology annotation, biological process: proteolysis. Bases 149 to 2230 code for a protein of 693 amino acids. Gene Ontology annotation, molecular function: calcium-dependent cysteine-type endopeptidase activity. Gene Ontology annotation, cellular component: cytoplasm.